Molecule: messenger RNA, 1032 nt
Organism: Cricetulus griseus (Chinese hamster)
Lineage: Eukaryota; Metazoa; Chordata; Mammalia; Rodentia; Cricetidae
Source: RefSeq, a predicted model, not a curated record
AUGUUUCCCUGGGCCCUCCGCUACCUCUCAGGACCCCACCAGAAGAUAUUUCAGUACCAUGAGACUGUGAGGGGCUUCAUCCACCAUGAGAUCAUCAGGCACAAGCUCAGGGCACCUGAGGCGCCUAAGGAUUUCAUCAACUGCUACCUGUCACAAAUCACCAAGGCCAUGGAUGACCCUGUCUCCACAUUCAACGAAGAGAACCUGAUCCAAGUAGUGAUUGACCUGUUUCUGGGAGGCACCGACACCACGGCCACCACACUGCACUGGGCACUCAUAUACCUGGUCCAUCACAGAGCCAUCCAGGAGAGAGUGCAGCAGGAGCUGGACGAGGUGCUGGGUGCUUCGAAGGUCAUCUGCUAUGAGGAUCGAGAGCGCCUGCCCUACACCCGAGCCGUUCUCCAUGAGGUGCAGCGGCACAGCAGCGUUGUGGCUGUGGGCGCUGUGCGUCAGUGUGUGACGUCCACCUGGAUCCAUGGUUACUACAUGCCCAAGGGCACCAUCAUCUUGCCCAAUCUGGCCUCCGUGCUGCAUGACCCCGAGUGCUGGGAGACCCCUCAACAGUUCAACCCUGGCCACUUCCUAGACAAGGAUGGAAACUUUGUGGCCAAUGAGGCCUUCCUGCCCUUCUCUGCAGGGCAUCGGGUGUGUCCUGGGGAGCAGCUUGCUCGAAUGGAGCUCUUCCUGAUGUUUGCCACUCUCCUCAGGACCUUUCGGUUUCAGCUACCGGAAGGGAGCCGGGGCCUCGGGCUGGAAUAUGUCUUUGGGGGUACUCUGCAGCCUCAACCCCAGAAGAUUUGUGCAGUGCUUCGCCUGGGCAGCCUCGGCCCUAGGGAGGAGGGCCUAUAGUCACCGAGGAGUAAGCAGACUUGCCACUCCAGCCCCUCCCCACAAAGAUCGGCAGUCUGUCAGCUCUAUAAAAUCAGAGGAUAGGAAGACGUGGGUUUUUACCUAGCUCAGCUGCCCAUAGUUCUCACGCAAGCUCUGAUGGUAAUUCCAGAAAAUGGACUUAGCAAGGAUCCAGCAAUAGUA